GAGAGAUAGAGGGCCAUAAGCCUGCGAUGGCUGGAACACCUUGCAACAUGAGACUCUGGUUGAUCAUAGUCAUAGUUGAUUCAGAGACUUGGAGGUUCCAGCUCAACGGCUUGGGUAGCUGUCCAAUUCAGUUUAGUUUUGGGCUCGAGCUCCGAAGACUUAUCGUGGACCACUUAGACCACUUGCCAUCGGCAGGCCAUGGUUUCCGUGCGUGCUGAGGGUCAGAGCACUUGGCAUCGUUCCAUACUUUGCCUUGCCCUGAUUCUCCUCAAUCGCCCGGUCAAGCAAGUUGGGCGUGCCCACACGCAGAGCGGAAUGGCAGCGCCCGGCUUUUGUACCUCGAUGUGUGACCGACUUCCACCGGCUACCGGGAUGAGCGCUUCCUCGUUGGCAAGGCUCACAUCACCUUUGCCAUGGCACAAGUCGUGCCAGUCAAGACGUACGCGGAUUUCACAAGCAGCCAUGAACGCAGCAUUUUUGUUCUCGACUCACUUGACAGAAAUGUCUUCGACCAUGGGCCCGGCCAUGUGUUCCAUGUUUUCAGAAUCAAAAUUGCUUCCUCGCAACAUAUUGCAAAAGUUGCUAGAGAUGUCAUGGCGCCUUGCAAAAAUUUUUGAGCAUAAAGAUGUGGCCAAGAUUCCCAACAAUGUCAACAAUGAGGCCAAGCUCUUGGCAUGUGAAGCACGCUUGAAGGAGCUACUUUUAGCUUCCCAGGAAGUCGAGAAGCACCUUGAAAACUACCGAACUUCCGUUUUGAAUUUUCAACGUGAUAUCGAGCGACGCAAGGACGGUUAUGACAGUCAAGCAGCGACUUUCGCGGCAGUGAUGCUGGCGGCGUUCUGUUGCGCGUGUCCACCAUUGGUGGGUGGGUCAUUGGUGCUGGAAGGCGCUGAAGUUGCUGUGGCAACUGUGGCAACAGGUGGAAUGAUGCUCAGCCAAGGUGCUGCGCAGUCCUGCACAGAGCUCCUAGAGUAUUUGUCUGAGCGCCGAGGCUGUAUAAGAGAGUGCCAGACGGUCAUAAGCACACUAGCGAACGACAUCGCCAAGAAGAACGAAUCCAUCUCCAAUGCUCUCGAAGACAUGGACUUUGCACAAGAGUCUGAGGAGGAUGGCAACUUGAAGGAUUUAGUCGAGAUCCUUAACGAUAUCGCUGAUGAUCUUGAUAAGCUUUGGUUAAAAGCUAAAUGACUAGGAAACUGUAGCAGCGUUUGCGACACGCUGCGGGGCGUUUCCCAGAUGGCGCUUUUCAGUGCCCUGCAUCGCUUUCAGCCUUGUGGGCAGCAGGUGCGCAAGCUCACGUGCCAGCUGGGCAGCAAAUUAGAACGGCAAGGGAGAAAUCAUUGCAGCGAAGGACCAAAGCUACACAAUCGCAAGGCUACAA
Durusdinium trenchii is the source of this 1381-nucleotide messenger RNA. NCBI's taxonomy places the organism in Eukaryota, Dinophyceae, Suessiales, Symbiodiniaceae. The record is from the annotation of a GenBank genome assembly.